GAAUAUCCACCGGGGAAGGGAGUUCUGCGCGCACACGCUGGCAAAGACUAGCAACACUGCUGAAAGGGAGCCUCAGAAUAGAGGAUCUUGGAGGAAAGUGACCAUGGACCUCAUCCCAAGCUUUUCCACAGAGACUUGGGCUCUCCUGGCUACCAGCCUGGUGCUCCUCUAUCUAUAUGGGACCUCUACACAUGGACUUUUUAAGAAGUUGGGAAUCCCUGGGCCAACACCUCUGCCUUUUCUUGGAACUGUUGUGGGCUACCGUAAUGGUUUAUGGGAUUUUGACAAGAAAUGCUUUCAAAAGUAUGGAAAUAUGUGGGGAGAUGUAGCAUAUUUCCAAACCACCCUGUUUCCUGGUGGGCUGAUGGACUUGAGGAUUGUAUGGAGUGGCCUCAGCCAGUUACAGCAGCUGUUCCCCUUCGGAGCUGCUGGAGGUGUGAUGUUCCCCAUCAUUGGCCAGUAUGGAGAUAUGUUGGUGAGAAACCUGAGGAAGGAAGCAGAGAAAGGCAAGCCGAUCACCUUAAAAGACAUCUUUGGGGCCUACAGCAUGGAUGUGAUUACCAGCACAUCAUUUGGAGUGAACAUUGAUUCCCUCAACAACCCAAAAGAUCCCUUUGUGGAAAAUAUCAAGAAUUUGUUAAAAUUUAAAUUAGUGGAUCCACUCAUUCUCUCAAUAACACUCUUUCCAUUCCUUAUUCCAGUUUUUGAAGCAUUAAAUAUCUUUAUGUUUCCAAAACGUGUUACUGAUUUUUUCACAAAAUCCAUAAAAAGGAUGAAAGAAAGUCGCCUCCAUGAUAAACAAAAGCACCGAGUGGAUUUUCUUCAGCUGAUGAUUAACUCCCAAAAUUCCAAAGAAAUGGACACCCAUAAAGGUUUGUCUGAUCUGGAGCUCGUGGCCCAAUCUAUUAUCUUUAUUUUUGCUGGCUAUGAGACCACUAGCACUUCUCUUUCCUUCCUUAUGUAUAUGUUGGCCACUCACCCUGAUGUGCAGCAGAAACUACAGGAGGAGAUUGAUACAACUUUCCCGAAUAAGGCACCUCCCACCUAUGAUGCCCUGGUACAGAUGGAGUAUCUUGACAUGGUGGUGAAUGAAACUCUCAGAUUAUUCCCAGUUGCUGGAAGAAUUGAGAGGGUCUGUAAGAAGGAUGUAGAAAUCAAUAGGGUGUUCAUUCCAAAAGGGACAGUGGUGAUGGUGCCAAGCAUUGUUCUUCAGAGAGAUUCAGCAUUCUGGCCAGAGCCUGAGGAAUUCCGUCCUGAAAGGUUCAGUAAGAAGAACAAGGACAGCAUAAAUCCUUACAUAUACCUGCCCUUUGGAACUGGACCCCGAAACUGCAUUGGCAUGAGGUUCGCUCUCAUGAACAUGAAACUUGCUGUUGUCAGAGUCCUGCAGAAUUUCUCCUUCAAACCUUGCAAAGAAACACAGAUCCCUCUGGAAUUAGAUACUCUAGGAAUUAUUCAACCUCAAAAACCAAUUGUUCUGAAUGUUGAGUUGAGAGAUGGGACUAUAAGUGGAGCCUGACUUUCCCUAAGGACUUACUUUGUUCUUCAAGGGACCUGUAUCCCACAGCACCCCAGACCUCGAUUUACUUUGUGAAUAAAACCCAGAAAUGAAGAUGAGCCUGACCUACUGCACUUGAUGGAUGACUAGGAAGUCUGUACAUUCAUUUAGCUUUCUCAGUGUCUACAGAGUACUCUAUACUGUGUAAUAUAAAAGAGGUGACUAAGUAAUUUCCAGAUAUGUAGGCCCAGUUUAUUUGGUUCUCAUAGUACUAUCUCCAUGCACCCCCACUUAGUACCAUCUACUCUUCCUGAGCACUGAUCAAGAAUACAAAUUUCUCAAUAGUUUUAUCAACAAACUUUAAUGAAAACAAGAGUUAUUAUGAUAACUGCACCAGUGACAUUUAUAUCACAUGUUUUAUUUUGAAUAUUUUAUAUUGUAUAUUAUAUUGAGCAAGUCAAGGAACAUCUCUUUACAAUAGUAUUAUCUACUGCUUUUGUGCACAGUGGGGGAAUCCAUAGAAUCAAAUCAGUGAGAGCCAGUGACUAAAUGUUUUUGACUCUCACAAUCACUGGUUGAGAACUCCAAUUUGAUAUAUUUAUAAAGAUGAGAGUUAAUCCCCUAUGACUUGGCCCGUUGUUUAGAAAGUACAUUCAUAGUUUAAUUCUACUAUUUUGGAGCACACAUUUUUUCACAGUCAGCUGAGGCACUUAUCCUAUUUUACCUUGGAUUUAAUGUUUCAUCUCAUCUCCCUUGGCAUUCUGGAAGGCAAGGAACAAUUUUCUUUUAUCUCUUUGUAUGUCAUCAUCAACUCCCAACUCUCUUAACACAAUGAAUGUGGAAUAAAAGAUGAUCAAUUGACCAA
Hipposideros armiger (great roundleaf bat) is the source of this 2363-nucleotide messenger RNA. Its product is annotated as cytochrome P450 3A12-like. Gene Ontology annotation, biological process: steroid metabolic process; oxidative demethylation. Lineage: Eukaryota; Metazoa; Chordata; Mammalia; Chiroptera; Hipposideridae. The record is from RefSeq and is a predicted model, not a curated record. The transcript has 12 exons. Bases 104 to 1519 code for a protein of 471 amino acids. Gene Ontology annotation, molecular function: heme binding; testosterone 6-beta-hydroxylase activity; oxidoreductase activity, acting on paired donors, with incorporation or reduction of molecular oxygen.